CUUUCUCAUCUCUAAAGUGGUCAAAUUUGACAAAUCGAUGAAAGUAAAACCCUAAACCCUCUCCACCCAUGGGAAGAAGACGAUGGAGGCCCUCCUUAACCCUAGCCAAUGCUUCUUCCCCUAUCUCCCACCUUCUCGUUUCAACGCAGAGACCGUUUGGUUCCUCCGCAGCCGCCGUCGCUGUCUCCUCCGAAUCCUUACCCACCCCGAGUCCCACCUCCCAUCUUCUCUCCGAGGUCUCCUCCAUCCUUACUCGCCGCAGCUGGCACCGGAGCCUCGUUUUAAGAAAAUUGGCUUCAUCUCUCACCGGCCAGCAUGUCGCCGAGCUUCUCCAAGGCCUCACCGGCGACCUAAAUAAAGCCCUAGCAUUCUUCCAAUGGAUUGGCAUCAGGCCGGACUAUAGCCAUACCGUUGAAUCCUACGAAGCCCUCUUCAGAAUUCUCUUAAAAUCCAAAUUUUCAAUCAACCUGUACAAGUUGGUAAUCUCCAUGCUCAAAUCAUCCGCCUCCUCGGAAGAUGCGCGCAGGGCUUUUUCGGUAAUCAAAGAGCUGAGACGUUCAGUGAGCGGACGGCAUGGUUUUGGUGUUAAAUUCGAGCCGUCGCUCUGGAUUUAUAAUCUUCUGCUGAAAUCCAUGGCGAGCUUCAGAUUGAUGAGUGAGGUGAAAGAACUGUUUCGGCUGAUGCUCAAAGAUGGGAUUUUUCCAAAUAAUUUUACUUAUAACACCAUCAUCAAAGCUUAUUGCGAUGAAGGAAAUCUUGCAGAGGUGAAGAAGUAUAUUAAAAAUUUAUCGGAUGCUGGAUUGAACCCAGAUUCUUUUACUUACAAUUCUCUAAUAUUGGGGCUUUGUAGGGAUAAUGAUUUGGAAAUGGCUUGCUGGGUCUUACUGAUGAUGCCAGAAAUGGGAUGCAGGAGGAAUGUAUAUUCUUAUUCAAUUAUAAUUCAAGGUCUCUGUGAGGCCCAUCGGAUCAAGGAAGCCUUCUUCUUCUUCUCCAAGAUGAAAGAUGACCGUUGUCCCCCAAACUUACACACUUACUCAAUGCUCAUUAAUGGGCUCUGCAAGGAAGGAAAGCUUGCGGUUGCAGAGAAAUUAUUGAAAGAGAUUUUGAAGCAGGAUUUCCUUCCUAACACGGUGACAUAUAACACUUUGAUUGAUGGGUACUGCAAGGCUCAAAAGAUUGAUUCGGCUUUCAAAGUUAAAGAAUUGAUGGAAUCAAAUGGAUGCAAAGCAGAUGAUUAUACUCAUUCAAUCUUGAUCAGUUCUCUCUGUAAGGAGAAUAAGCUCGUUGAUGCAGAAUCCAUGCUUGAAACAGCCAUUAAGAACGGUUUGAAGUUCAAUGCAUUCCCAUAUACUUGCUUGAUUGAUGGAUAUUCUAAAAGGAGAAAAUUUAUCGAUGCUAUUCGUGCUCUAAAUCUUAUGAAAUUUAAUAAUUGCAAGCCUGAUAUUUAUGUUUAUUCUUCUCUAAUCAAUUGUUUGUGUAAGGAGAAUAGACUUGAUGAUGCUAGGAUGAUGUUGAAUACAGUUCUUAGUGAAGGGCUCGUUCCAACUGUUGUUACUUUCAGUCCCUUGAUUGGUGGGUUUUGUAAUAAAGGAAAUAUAAAUGCUGCACUUGAAAUUGUAGAGCUGAUGGAGUCAAAUGGGUGCAAAACAAACUCUUGGAUUUAUAAUUUGUUGAUGCAAGCAUUUUGUCAAAGGAGAAAUGUGCAAAAGGCGAUGGCUUUGCUACGCAAAAUGCAAAAUGAUGGGUUAUCUCCUAAUAUUGUUACAUAUACGGUACUAACUCAAGGACAGUGCGAUGAAGAUGAGAUCGAGAGUGCCUUUAUGCUGGUUAAAUCGAUGGAGUUUAAUGGUUUCAUUCCUGAUGAGCAUAUAUAUUCGAUUCUAAUAGAUUCGUUAUGCAAGCAUGGGAGAACUGAGGAAGCUAUUUUACUCUUUCACUCUUUGAAUGGUAAAGGUGUAAGAACGAAUGAAGUGAUCUAUAGUGCGCUUAUAGAUGGGUUAUGUAAAGGUGGAAUGAUCGAUAUGUCUCUUUCUCUUUUCGACAAAAUGAUUUUUGAGAACUGCUUGCCCGACACAUACACGUACAGCUCUUUGAUAGAUGGUUUGUGUAAAGCGAAUAAACUGAACGAAGCAUUGUCGUUAGUCGGAGAUAUGUUGAAGAGGGGGAUAGAGCUUUCAACCACAACAUAUACAAUUCUUAUUGAUAAUAGAUUGAAAGAAGGGGACUAUGAAGGUGCCAAGAGACUGUUGGAUGAAAUGUGUUAUUUGGGUUAUAAGCCUAAUGCUGUGACAUAUACCAUGUUUAUUCGUGCCUAUUGCGGCGAAGGAAGGAUGGAGGAGGUGGAAAAUGUCUUUUCUGAAAUGAGAAAAGCAGCAGUUUUACCUGACUUGAUUACAUACACCACCUUGAUGGAUGGUUAUGGAAAUUUAGGAUUUACGGAUCGAGUUUUUUGUUUGCUGAAAGAAAUG
Phalaenopsis equestris is the source of this 2468-nucleotide messenger RNA. RefSeq names its product pentatricopeptide repeat-containing protein At1g63400-like. The record is from RefSeq and is a predicted model, not a curated record. NCBI's taxonomy places the organism in Eukaryota, Viridiplantae, Streptophyta, Magnoliopsida, Asparagales, Orchidaceae. The transcript has 2 exons. Gene Ontology annotation, molecular function: protein binding. The annotation marks the transcript as partial.